AUGGUGCUCUUCUCGAUGCGUCGUAUGCAGCCAGUUGCUCUGGCCAUGGUACGCUCUACAGCUCGCAGUGGUCCUCGAGUUGUCCCUAUACCCGCAGCUCAACUGAGCGCUGUACAGCUCAUCUCUACCCACCACUUUGGCAGACGCUCGUUCUCUUCUACGCCAGUGAAUGGACUGUUUGAUGAUGACCGAAGCGUUGCUGCGCCUUCGGAGGUGGUGGAGAAGGUGCUGGAUACUGCCAACUCUGUUGAUUACGCCUCCGUGGCCGACCUUGGCUACGGGUUCUCAGAUAUCGCCAUUCGCUCUCUGGAUGUGAUUCACUCCACGACGGGACUUCCAUGGUGGGCGACUAUUAUUGUGACGACGGUUGCCGUGCGAACGGUCUUUUUUCCAGUCACGGUUCUUGUGAUGAGACAUUCGGCAAAGAUGAAGCUAUUUCAGCCGGAUAUGGAAAAGUUGCGGGAGGAGAUGGACGCUAACCCGACGAAAGACGGUGAUUCCGCGCUGGAGUUCCAGAAGAAGUAUAAGGCGCUAAUGAAGAAACAUGACGUGAAUCCGUUGAAAAGCAUACUUGCACCAUUGGCACAGAUCCCAGUUUUCCUUGCAUUCUUUUGGGGUUUGCAGAACAUCUCAAAAUACUUUCCUGAGUAUGCACACGAAGGAGUUGGCUGGAUUACCGACCUUUCCGUCGCUGACUCCACUAUGGCGCUCCCCGUGAUUUCCUCGGCUCUGAUGGUAGCGUCCGUGGAACUCGGUGAGAACGCAGUGUCUGGUGAAAUGAAGGACAAAAUGAAAUUCGGCAUGCGCUGCUUUGCGGUGAUGAUGGUCCCACUUACCAUGAACUUCCAGUCGGGAAUCUUCGUGUACUGGGUGACGUCAAACAUGUACACGCUGGCGCAAACGGCUUUGUUGCGGCUGAAUUGUGUCAAGCGUGCGCUUAAUAUUCCCGUCACGGAGGUACAACGCCUGGAGACAUCCAGCAUAGCGACGACUUCGCCUUUUGAAGUCGCAGUGGCUCGCGCAAAGGAGGGGACGGUUGUCAAAACUCACAUGUAUAAGCCAACAAAGCCGUCCAAAAAGAUGUAG
Peronospora farinosa is the source of this 1086-nucleotide messenger RNA. The record is from the annotation of a GenBank genome assembly. Lineage: Eukaryota; Oomycota; Peronosporomycetes; Peronosporales; Peronosporaceae.